CCGAGAUCGACGAUUGGACGACUGAUGGACCGAUGGCGGCAAAUGCAGGUUCACCAACCAAAUAAUUUCGUUUUCUGUAAUCCUACUGACAAAACACGCGCGAUUUGUUAUGAUUUCCGCGUGGAUAGAUGAGUAGUAGAGUUGCCAAGAAUUUAAUCACGGAAGAAUUUUCUUCCACGGUAUCUUACAUAAUGUUAAGGUAUGGUACUAACUAACCCAGCAAAUGUAAUGUAAUAAUGAACGGUCCAACAUCAUCCCAAGUUUUGGGCUUGUAUAGAAAUUUAAUGCGGUAUGGAAAACAGCUUCAAUUUACUGACAAAUCUUAUUUUUUGAAUCGAAUUCGUAAAGAAUUCAAGAAGAAAAAGAACCUUACUGAAUUAGAAGACAUAAAGUUUCAAUAUGAGAGGUGUGGCCUUGCUGAAGAACAGAAGAGUUAUGUAGCACAGUCUCUCUACUAUGGCAUUGUUUUUGCCAAUAACCCCAACCCUAGGAAAACACCUGCUUCAAAAAUGUUAUCCACUAAUUUUGUCUAUUGAGAAACAUACUAUUGACCGUUCUUGUGUGCCGGUACUUGAUGAAAAGGAUCUGGAUGAAAGGUAUUGUAGUGAAGUGUCAUAAUUCUCGACUACAGUCUGAAAACAGACAAGAAGCUCGAAAAAUGCUUGUAGAGAAAUUAGAUACUAUGUUAAAUGGUGAAAAUAGUAUUCAAGCUCAAAAACUUAGAAUUGAAGAAAAAAAAUCAAAGGAAAAAAAUCGUCGUCAAAGACGACGUGCAGAAAUGAAACAAGCCUGGAAAGAACAAAGUGUAGAAUAAAUCAGUUGCUUAUUAGAAGGAAAAAUAUUUCAUGAAUUCUAACAGUGUGCUUGAUAUGAUAUCUUAUACAUUUGUGCUGUAGUGUUUGUGUAAAUAAUUAAUAUUUUGAGGUCAAAUAUAUUAUUUAUUAUAUUCUGUGUUAAAAGUUAUUUUUUAUAGUGUUAACUAAUAUAACAGUUGUCGAAAGUUCAUGUUAGGUUUUAUUUCAUCUCAAAGAAAAUCUUGAAAGUUAAAAAUAAAAAACAAAAGUCCAAAUGGCCUCUCUACUUUUUAAUAACUCUUUUUAAUUAUUGUCAUAGAACAAAAUUAUAUGAAGGUAUUCUUCAGAACUCUUCCAAAUUAAAAAAAUGUUCAACCAUUAUUUCACAAAACAAAUUUAAUUUUUCCCAUUACUUUCAAAAUAUUCUCAGGUAUAAUAAACUGAA
Gryllus bimaculatus (two-spotted cricket) is the source of this 1239-nucleotide messenger RNA. The record is from the annotation of a GenBank genome assembly. Lineage: Eukaryota; Metazoa; Arthropoda; Insecta; Orthoptera; Gryllidae.